Onychostruthus taczanowskii (white-rumped snowfinch) is the source of this 3651-nucleotide messenger RNA. It is a transcript of the gene ASTN1, whose product is annotated as astrotactin 1. The record is from RefSeq and is a predicted model, not a curated record. Gene Ontology annotation, molecular function: protein binding. NCBI's taxonomy places the organism in Eukaryota, Metazoa, Chordata, Aves, Passeriformes, Passeridae. Gene Ontology annotation, biological process: neuron migration; neuron cell-cell adhesion. The transcript has 22 exons. The coding region runs from base 1 to 3651 and encodes 1216 amino acids.
AUGGCUUUGGCCGGGCUGUGCUCGCUGCUGGCCGGCUGCUGCCUGGCCGCGGGCAGCGGCCCCGCCGAGGCGGCGGCGGAGGCGGCGGCCAAGGAGCUGGAGUGCAAGCUGAAGAGCAUCACGGUGUCGGCGCUGCCCUUCCUGCGGGAGAACGACCUCAGCAUCAUGCACGGCCCCUCGGCCGCCGAGCCCAAGCUGCUCUUCUCGGUCCGCAACGAUUUCCCCGGCGAGAUGGUGGUGGUGGAUGACCUGGAGAACACGGAGCUGCCCUACUUCGUGCUGGAGAUCUCAGGCAACACGGAUGACAUCCCGCUGGUGCGCUGGCGGCAGCAGUGGCUGGAGAACGGCACCUUGCUCUUCCACAUCCACCACCAAGACGGGGCCCCCAACCUGCCCGGCUUCGACCCCACAGAGGAGCCGCAGACCGAGUCGGCAGAGGAGGAGCUGAGGAUCCUCCACAUCUCUGUCAUGGGAGGGAUGAUCGCCCUGCUGCUCUCCAUCCUCUGCCUGGUGAUGAUCCUCUACACGCGCCGGCGGUGGUGCAAGCGGCGCCGCGUGCCGCAGCCCCAGAAGAGCGCCAGCGCCGAGGCGGCCAACGAGAUCCACUACAUCCCGUCGGUGCUGAUCGGGGGCCACGGGCGGGAGAGCCUGCGCAACGCCCGCGUGCAGGGCCACAACUCCAGCGGCACGCUCAGCAUCCGCGAGACGCCCAUCCUGGACGGCUACGAGUACGACAUCACCGACCUGCGGCACCACCUCCAGCGCGAGUGCAUGAACGGCGGCGAGGACUUCGCCAGCCAGGUCACCCGCACCCUCGACUCGCUGCAGGGCUGCAAUGAGAAGGCCAGCAUGGACCUCACACCAGGGAGCGAUAACGCCAAGCUGUCCCUGAUGAACAAGUACAAGGACAACAUCAUUGCCACCAGCCCCGUGGACUCGAACCACCAGCAGGCCACGCUGCUGUCCCACACCUCCAGCAGCCAGCGCAAGCGCAUCAACAACAAAGCGCGAGCUGGCUCGGCAUUUCUCAACCCCGAGGGGGACUCGGGGACAGAGGCAGACACCGAUCCCCAGCUGACCUUCUACACGGACCCCUCACGGAGCCGGAGGCGCAGCAGAGUGGGGUCCCCCCGAAGCCCUGUGAACAAGACCACGCUGACCCUGAUCAGUGUGACGAGCUGUGUCAUCAGCCUGGUGUGCUCUUCCCACAUGAACUGCCCCCUUGUCGUCAAGAUCACCCUCCACGUCCCUGAGCACCUGAUUGCUGAUGGAAGCCGGUUCAUCCUGCUGGAGGGGAGCCAGCUGGAUGCCAGUGACUGGCUGAACCCAGCACAGGUCGUCCUCUUCUCCCAGCAAAACUCCAGUGGGCCCUGGGCCCUGGACCUCUGUGCCCGGCGCCUUCUGGACCCCUGUGAGCACCAGUGUGACCCCGAGACUGGGGAAUGUCUCUGCUAUGAAGGGUACAUGAAGGACCCCGUGCACAAGCACCUCUGCAUCCGGAACGAGUGGGGAACGAACCAGGGGCCCUGGCCGUACACCAUCUUCCAGCGUGGCUUUGACUUGGUGCUGGGCGAGCAGCCUUCUGACAAGAUUUUUCGGUUCACCUACACCUUGGGGGAGGGCAUGUGGCUGCCCCUGAGCAAGAGCUUCGUCAUCCCACCAGCUGAGCUGGCCAUCAACCCCUCAGCCAAGUGCAAGACUGACAUGACGGUGAUGGAGGAUGCAGUGGAGGUCAGGGAAGAGCUGAUGACCUCGUCCUCCUUCGACAGCCUGGAGGUCCUUCUUGACUCCUUCGGCCCCGUCCGCGACUGCUCCCGGGACAACGGGGGCUGCAGCAAGAACUUCCGCUGCAUCUCGGACCGCAAGCUGGACUCCACGGGCUGUGUGUGCCCGACGGGACUGAGCCCCAUGAAGGACGGCACAGGCUGCUAUGACCGUCACGUCGGCGUGGACUGCUCCGACGGCUUCAACGGGGGCUGCGAGCAGCUGUGCCUGCAGCAGAUGGUCCCCCUGCCCGAAGACCCCCUGCUCUACAACAUCCUCAUGUUCUGUGGGUGCAUUGAGGACUACAAGCUGGGCGCGGAUGGGCGCUCGUGCCAGCUGAUCUCGGAGUCGUGCCCCGAGGCGGGGGACUGCGGCGAGCCCCGCGAGCUGCCCAUGAACCAGACGCUCUUCGGGGAGCUCUUCUACGGCUACAACAACCACUCCAAGGAGGUGGCACCAGGGCAGGUGCUCAAAGGCACGUUCAGGCAGAACAACUUUGCCCGGGGCCUGGAGCAGCAGCUGCCGGAUGGGCUGGUGGUGGCCACAGUGCCCUUGGAGAACCAGUGCCAGGAGGAGCUCUCUGACCCCACGCCCGACCCUGAGUUCCUCACUGGGAUGGUGAACUUCAGCGAGGUGUCGGGGUACCCCCUCCUGCAGCACUGGAAGGUGCAGUCUGUCAUGUACCAUGUCCGGCUCAACCAGAUGACCAUCUCCCAGUCCUUCAGCAAUGCACUCCACUCUCUGGAUGGAGCCACCUCCCGUGGAGAUUUUGUGGCGCUGCUGGACCAGUUUGGCAACCACUACAUCCAAGAGGCAGUGUACGGCUUUGAGGAGUCCUGCUCCAUCUGGUAUCCCAACAGGCAGGUCCAGAGGCAGCUCUGGCUGGAGUAUGAGGACAUCAGCAAAGGCAACUCCCCCUCGGAUGAGUCAGAGGAGCGGGAGCGGGACCCCAAGGUGCUGACAUUCCCCGAGUACAUCGCCAGCCUCUCCGAGUCUGGCACCAAGCGCGUGGCAGCCGGCGUCCGGAUGGAGUGCCAGAGCCGCGGGCGCUGCCCGUCUUCCUGCCCGCUCUGCCACGUCACCUCCGGCCCCGACGUGCCAGCCGAGCCCAUCCUGCUGGAGGUCACCAAAGCAGCCCCCCUCUACGAGCUGGUCACCAACAACCAGACCCAGCGGCUGCUGCAGGAGGCCACCAUGAGCUUGCUGUGGUGCUCGGGCAGUGGGGAUGUCAUCGAGGACUGGUGCCGCUGUGACUCGAGUGCCUUCGGGGCUGACGGGCUGCCCACCUGUGCGCCCCUCCCGCACCCAAUCCUGCGUCUCUCCACUGUGCAUGAGCCCAGCAGCACAUUGGUGGUACUGGAGUGGGGCCACUCGGAGCCCCCCAUUGGGGUGCAGAUUGUGGACUACCUCCUCCGUCAAGAGAAAGUCACCGACAGGAUGGACCACUCCAAGGUGGAGACAGAGACAGUGCUGAGCUUUGUGGAUGACAUCAUCUCUGGUGCCAAGUCCCCCUGUGCCAUGCCAGCCCAAGUGCCUGACAGACUCUCCUCCACCAUCUCCCUCAUCAUCCGCUGCCUGGAGCCCGACACCACCUACAUGUUCACACUCUGGGGAGUUGACAACACAGGAAGACGUUCCAGGUCAAGCGAUGUGACAGUCAAGACGCCCUGCCCUGUGGUGGAUGAUGUGAAAGCUCAAGAAAUAGCAGACAAGAUCUACAACCUCUUCAACGGCUACACGAGUGGCAAGGAGCAGCAGACAGCCUACAACACCCUGCUGGACCUGGGCUCCCCCAGCCUCCACCGAGUCCUCUACCACUACAACCAGCACUACGAGAGCUUUGGGGAGUUCACCUGGCGCUGUGAGGAUGAGCUGGGGCCCAGGUAG